AUGUCUUCAGAUUUGACAAAUCCUGAUCCCGCCUGGAUGAACAAAGGCGAUCAAGCUUGGCAGUUGACUGCAGGUACACUGGUUGCGCUGCAAUCCAUUCCAGGUCUCGCUAUUCUCUACGCCGGCUUUGUGAAGAAAAAAUGGGCUAUCAAUUCCGCAUUCAUGGUCUUCUACGCCUUCUCCGCCACACUAAUCUGCUGGGUAAUCUGGGCCUACAAAAUGGGCUUUGGUACACAAUGGGGUGCAUUUCCCCUGGUCGGCGCCCCUGGUCCGGUGUUGACAAUGCAACAGAACCUCGCUCAAACCGAACUACCAGCUGCGGCACUCUCAACCAACUUUAAUCUGUCGACUAUGAUUUAUUUCCAGUUUGUGUUUGCGGCCAUCACGGUCAUUAUUCUGGGCGGCUCGUUGCUUGGUAGGAUUAAUAUUUUGGCUUGGAUGGUGUUUGUGCCGUUGUGGAUUACGUUUAGUUAUACCGUUGGUGCGUUUAGUAUUUGGGGAGGAGGCUUCUUGUAUCAGAUGGGGGUUCUCGAUUAUUCAGGCGGCUAUGUCAUUCACUUAAGCUCCGGCACGGCUGGAUUCACGGCUGCAUAUUGGCUCGGUCCACGUCUACAGCGAGAUCGUGACUCGUUCUACCCCAACAACAUCCUCCUCAUGUUAGUCGGUGCAGGCAUCCUAUGGGUAUGCUGGAACGGCUUCAAUGGCGGUGACCCCUACGCCGCCAGUCCCGAUGCCGGCGUUGCCGUGCUCAACACCAACAUCUGCACCGCCAUGAGCCUCUUAGUGUGGACAACGCUGGACUACAUCUUUUUCAAGAAACCGUCGGUCAUUGGUGCGGUGCAGGGUGAGAUCACGGGACUCGUCGCUAUUACUCCUGCGGCGGGCUUCGUGACUGGCUGGGGUGCUAUUGUCAUUGGCGCUUGUUCGGGAUCUAUUCCCUGGAUUUCGAUGAAUGUCCUUGGACGGCAGAAGUGGAUGAAACAGGUUGAUGACGUUAUGGGUACAGUGCAUACACAUAUGGUUGCCGGCUUCACCGGCGGGUUUCUAACUGGCAUAUUCGCGACAAGCGACGGGUGCGCAGCGUUUGGCCUCACGAAUCCCGGUGGCGCCAUUGAGGGAAACGGCAAACAAGUCUGGCUCCAGAUCGUGGGCGCACUAUUCAUCAUCGGCCUGAACUUGUUCAUGACCAGCGUUAUCUGUCUGUUUAUCAAAUACGUCUUACGGAUCCCGCUGCGCAUGUCGGAUGAGCAUCUCAUGGUUGGCGAUGACGCUGUGCACGGUGAGGAGGCGUAUGCUCUCUUUUUCGAAGGAGAGAGGAGUCAUAUCAGUCUGCAUGGGUUGGAGAGUGGACAUAUUACUGAAGGGCAGACGUUGCCUCUUACCAGCCCCAGUGGCCACAUCAGUCCCGCCGAACAUUCCUCUUCCAGGGAUAAUAAGGAUGAGGCGAAGCUGGAUUAG
Talaromyces marneffei is the source of this 1458-nucleotide messenger RNA. RefSeq lists its product as uncharacterized. The record is from RefSeq and is a predicted model, not a curated record. Bases 1 to 1458 code for a protein of 485 amino acids. NCBI's taxonomy places the organism in Eukaryota, Fungi, Ascomycota, Eurotiomycetes, Eurotiales, Trichocomaceae. The transcript is spliced from 7 exons. Gene Ontology annotation, biological process: ammonium transmembrane transport. Gene Ontology annotation, cellular component: plasma membrane. Gene Ontology annotation, molecular function: ammonium channel activity.